This is a messenger RNA of Aedes aegypti (yellow fever mosquito), 2607 nucleotides long. RefSeq lists its product as uncharacterized. NCBI's taxonomy places the organism in Eukaryota, Metazoa, Arthropoda, Insecta, Diptera, Culicidae. The transcript has 2 exons. Bases 949 to 2196 code for a protein of 415 amino acids. The record is from RefSeq and is a predicted model, not a curated record.
AUGAAUCGCAUCGCGUCCCCGUGCUCCGACGACUGCGCGCCUCUAGAGUCACGUUGACGAACGAAUUUCGCCGUGUGCGAGAGAUCUGUGUUUCGGGGGAGAAAUUUGCGCGCGAUCAAAUCUGCGGCGAAGCAACAAGGCGCAUGUGUGUGAUAAGCGGUGAAUGAUACGCGAAUUGCGCCACGACGAGAGUGAGAGUUGCGCAGCAAGUGCUUUACGGGGCUCGGACAAGGGGUCACAGUGAAAGGGGGUUCGACGUGUUUUGCGCCCGGGACAAUUCGGGAGUGUUGCGAAACCGGCGCGAGGUUCGGUAGCCUCCAGGGGUGGAAGACUUCGUAGCAAUUCCCCGCGCCUUGAUUGGAUUUUCGACGGUUGUUUUUGUUUCUUGGGACCCAACCCGGCGUUUUUUGGCGUGGCAGAUCCGUAACUACCAGGCCUGGGCGUUGCAAUUUGUUAAUGGUGUUUUGGCUUGAAGGAGGAGUGUGAAUUCGUACAAUAGCUUAUUGGCCGUAAACAAGAAGAGAAAUAAAGGCGAAAAUCAGCGAGCGGUGAAAAAUUUCGCUUUUCAGAUUCGGUUGGGUGAAGAUCGAAUAUUCUGAGAUUUGGUGUUACCUAUGUGCUUGUGCUAUUAGCCAUAUCGGUGGUGUAGUGUAGAGUGCUUUGGGUUGUGAAGAGAGAGACGCAGCUGGAAGAAAAUAGCCAACCAACAGUGUGGAAGAUUGAGCCUGAAAUCGAAAGGGGAACCUACUCUAGUGUGACGUGAGAAGAAACCGAAGAAGGCCAGCGAUGAUGAUUUGUGGCAUGUCGAGUGCUUUGUGGUCACCGAGUGGAAAAUAAGCGACAGGAAGUGAGAGAUUAAAGUUUUAUUGUAUUGUAUUGUAUGGUUAGAUUUUGUUUUUCGGGGAACCUUGUGCCACUGCAGUAGUGACAUUAGACGAGGACAGCAUAAUGGAAGCGAAAACAGAAAUUCGUUCGAAGCCAAUUUUGAGUCCGACACGCUCGUUGGACGAAGGUUUCGAGAGUGAUCCGGACCGCAUAUCAACCGAUUCAGAACUGGCAACGGCUCAAACGGCUCCAGCUUUUGACGUCUUACAAACAACGGACAGAGAUGGAGUUCAACAUACGCAAAUUGCUCGGCGAACCCAAGACAGUCCACUGGCCAAAGACAGUGGCCCGGAGAGUAUCAUCUGUUUGGAUGGGGAAAUUGAAAAUGAACUGCGCAGCAAACUGGAGAAAACGACCUUGGGCAGGCCACCGACAGGGCUUCCCAAGCAGCCAUCUGUUUCCCAUCAAUCUCAGCAAAUCCGUUAUCGCAGAAUCAAAACUCGCGCUCCUCCGCCACCACUGGGCAGCUAUCACUACCAAAAGCGAUCCCAGUCCGUGGAUUCCAUGAACCGCCUCAAUAGACACAAUAUCUACAGUCUGGAACCACCAGGAAUGACCAGUGGACAUCUCGAUUUGGUCAGCAGUAAUGGCGACGUUCUGUCCGGUCGCUACGUACGCGUUUCGGUAGAUCCUCGCCAUCAGCAACACCAGUCCCUUCAAUCCCAUCACCAACCCCUCAACCACCCUUACCGUCUUUCUUCUCUAUCAACCAACAAUAUUUACAAGUACUGUCACGCAUCGACGCCAAUGACCGGCCAUCAGCAUCUCCAUUCCCAUCCGAUGCACCAUCACCAUCUCCAUCAGGGAAUCAUGGUUGGCGCCGCCGGCAGCAUCAGCAGCAACUCAUCCAGUACCAAUUCGCGCAGCAAUUUGUACUCGCUGCCACCGCAGCAAUACCAUCUAGGAUUAUCACUCCAAUCGGCACCGUCGAACCAGAAUCCAUCGAACUCCCCAUCGGGAUCGGCGGCCACCGCUCUAAUCCCGACGUCGUCGGCAUCGUCGUCGGCCAACAACAACGGCAGGAACUACAAACAUUUCAACCACGUUCCAGUAUGCUGGACCCAGUCGAUACCAAGGCAAACAAGAAGGUACAUCACACCGACCGCCUUGCCCCAGGUGAUAGCACCGCCGAACAAGUCCACCGGCACCGGCAUCUCGCAGAAGCUUCGAGACCUGGCAACCUCGGCCGGCCUUCUCACAGCGAAACCCCGGCCACCGCUCAAGCCCGUCAUCAAGACGCGUGGCUCCAACAGCACCGAGUUCCCGAAGAAGGUGACAUUCAGCGCGUUUGCCACCGUGCAGGUUGUUUGACCCCGGCUCACCGGAACGAACUGAACCCAAAGGACGCAUCCAAGUACCAACAAGAAGAACAACAACCAAGAAGGAUAGGACAAACUGGUAACCGCAACCAACAAUCCGAUUAUCACCGGGCGAAUAUCAAUUAUUUCAUGCAAUUAUCGGAAACAAUUUGUUAUUCGCGCUCUCGCAAUCGAACUCAUGCAAAAUCGACUAGACGACUGUGCGGAAUGACAGCGUUAGAAGUAGAGAAAUAGCAAUUAGUUGUACGGAGGGAACAUUCCUAUAGCAAAAACGGAUCACAAUUAGAAUACACAGGGACACACACGUUACGUUACAUGUACCACUCCGCACCACGGUGCUCCCGAGAUCGGUAUUAAUAAGAAAAAAAAUUUACAUCAAUUCUGUGCCCAUGGUUAAGCUGAA